Molecule: messenger RNA, 5120 nt
Organism: Acanthopagrus latus (yellowfin seabream)
Lineage: Eukaryota; Metazoa; Chordata; Actinopteri; Spariformes; Sparidae
Gene: lmbrd2b
Product: LMBR1 domain containing 2b
Exons: 18
Coding region: 300-2414 (704 amino acids)
Biological process (GO): adrenergic receptor signaling pathway
Cellular component (GO): membrane
Source: RefSeq, a predicted model, not a curated record
GCAGGACAACGCCACACACGGUACUGCGCAUGCGCUGAGGUUUGCCUGGCUCUGCUCAGGCGGUGUGAUCUGACGUCAUCGUCGUCUCCUGGUAGAGAACCCGGAUGUGAGUGAUGCUGCUGAGGUUCGAUCAGGAAACUGAUGGUUUUCAUGGAAAACACCGCGGAUUGUUGGAGACAAGACUGAGCGCCUGACUGUCCCCCGGACACCGAGUCCCCCGGACACCGAGUCCCCCGGACACCGUCAGCACGACAGAGUUAUCACGGUUCCUGUCCGGUUGCUGAGAGGAGGCCAGCAGGAUGAGCGGGGCGGCUCUGGGUAUCGAGAUCGUGGUGGUCUUCUUCCUGGCUCUGUUCCUGCUGCACCGAUAUGGAGACUUCAAAAAGCAGCAGCGCAUGGUGCUGUUCGGCACGCUGCUGGCCUGGUACCUGUGUUUCCUCAUCGUCUUUAUUUUACCUCUGGAUGUCAGCACGACCAUCUACAAGCAGUGUAAGAUCGACCACGAGGAGCCCGCCUCGGCCCCCACCCACAGCCCCAAUCCAUCCAAUCACACAACGGCGAACACAACCGUCACACCCUCUAAAAGUGUCCUGAAGCCCUGCUACAAGCCCUGGAGCUACAUCCCUGAUGGUAUCAUGCCCGUGUUCUGGAGGGUGGUGUACUGGACGUCCCAGUGUCUCACCUGGCUGCUGCUGCCCUUCAUGCAGUCGUACGCUCGCUCUGGAGGUUUCUCCAUCACCGGGAAGAUUAAAACAGCUCUGAUAGAGAAUGCUAUUUAUUACGGGACCUACCUGCUCAUCUUCGGCUCUCUGCUCAUCUACGUGGCCGUUCAUCCGGAGUGGCACCUGUCCUGGUACGAGCUGCAGACCAUCGGGAUCACAGCCGCGAACACCUGGGGUCUGUUCCUGCUGGUGCUGCUGCUCGGCUACGGUCUGGUGGAAAUCCCUCGGUCCUACUGGAACGCCUCACGACACGGACACUUACUCAUCAAGACCUACUUCAAGGCGUCCAAGCUGAUGACGGAGAAGGCGGAUGCAGAGGAGAACCUGGAGGACGUGAUGGAGGAGGUGAGAAAAGUCAGUGAAUCCAUCAAGUAUAACCAUCCGCUGAGGAAGUACAUCGACACCAUCCUCCGAAAGUGUCCCGUGGAUUACCAAGAGAAGAUGGGCAGGAACAUGGACGACUACGAGGACUUUGAUGACAAACAGAACACCUACCCCAGUGAGAAGAGCCUGGUGAAGCUUCACAAACAGGUGAUCUAUGCGGUUCAGAGACACAACCGGACUCGGGUCCAGUGGCAGAUCCUGCUGCAGCAGGCCAUCCACCUGGAGGACGUCGCCAAGAACGAGACCAGUUCGACCCACCAGUUCGUCCACAGCUUCCCGUCGUCUGAGCCGACCGGCUGGUUCAGCAGAUACGUGUACACGCCGACUGUAGAGUGGCACUGGGAGUGUCUCCUGAAGCGCUGGUUCUAUCGGCUGCUGUCGGUGGUUCUGACCCUGUUCAGUGUGGCCGUGGUCUGGUCCGAGUGCACCUUCUUCAGCACCCGGCCCGUCCUGUCCCUGUUCGCCGUCUUCAUCCAGCUGGCUGAGCGAGAGUACAACUACCUGUACAUCGAGAUGGCGUGCUUCAUCACCAUCUUCUUCCUGUGUACCUGCGUUUACUCCACCGUGUUCCGGAUCCGGGUCUUUAACUACUACUACCUGGCCUCCCACCACCAGACCGACGCCUACAGCCUCCAGUUCAGCGGCAUGUUGUUCUGCCGCCUGACGCCUCCUCUGUGUCUGAACUUCCUGGGUCUGAUCCACAUGGACUCUGCCAUCUCCCACCAGCAGAAGGAGCAGACCGCCUACACCUCGAUCAUGGGAUCCAUGCGUGUUCUCUCUUUCAUCGCUAACGGGUUCUACAUCUACUACCCCAUGCUGAUCGUCAUCCUCUGCAUCGCCACCUACUUCAGUUUGGGGACUCGAUGCUUGAACCUUCUGGGCUUCCAGCAGUUUGUGGGCGACAGUGAAAUGACCUCAGACCUGAUUGACGAGGGCAAGGAGCUGAUCCGACGAGAGAAAAGAAAGCGGCAAAGGAUUGAAGAUGGAGAGAACAGACGGAGAGAGUGGAAGGAGCGUUAUGGGAACCCGAGAGACGACUACACGGCGAGGAACAGGAGCAGCCAUGAAAUGAAGGAGACCAGCUACUCGGACACGGUGGCGCCCAGCAACAACAGACAAGCGAAGUAUUCUCGCUCUGGGAGUCGGCCGGAGAGAGACUGCAUCGAGCUGCUGCAGGACGCCGAACCGUUGGAUUUCAACGCCGACUCCCUGACAGACGACCCCCUGGAGUCUGAGUCCGGCAGACACGCGGGAGGACGUUACCUGUCCAUGUCGUCGUCUCGAAGCCGAAUAUUCGACGAUGUCUGACGGGAGUUAAACUGGAACACACGUGACGACACUGUCUACAGGAAGUGAAUGUACCAUAUGACCUCCAUCUCACAGCUCAUUGGCUGUCCCCUCAUCUCCCAGGAUGCAUGGUAAUAAAAAACAAACAGGUCACACGUCUCUCCAUGAACACUGCUGGGCUGCAGCUGAUUGGAGGCUCGUUGAAGGAUUAUUAAUGUUACAUAAAGCGUUUGCAGUGACGAUGACUCCUCCCGUCUGUCCGAGCUGCAUGUGGCAGGAGUUUCCCUCUAACUGUCUGAGCAUGCUCAGUGUGAGUCUGCAGCACGGCCACACGUCACAUCACUGUAACCACAGAUUCAAUGAAGGCUCAUGAGCUUAUUUAUAUGUUUUAUUCUUAUGUUCAUGUUCAUGUUGUGCAUUUAUUUAUCUGUUCGUCCUCUUCAGCUGCUCAUUCAGUCGGUUCAUGGAUCAGCUGAUCAAAAGAAACUUGAUCUGCAGCUUCACAGUGAAAAUGAAUCUGAAGACGAUUAAUCCUGACAGUAACCGACGGAUUGAUCAUCUGAAUGUUUAUAACUGAUUUAUAUCUAAUCAUGUAAUAAAGUCUGAUUGAUUAGCAGUGAUCAUACGUAUGUAGAUCUCAUAUGGAAACAAACAGAAGCUGAAAUCAUUUGAACUGAAUCACGACUGAAUUCUUGAUGUGGAGAUAAAAAUGUCGUCUGAAAUUAAAACAACAAAGUUUAUUUUUCUCUGAACUGAUUAAAGUUCUUGUCAAAAUAUAUUUUCAGUUCAUUUUGAUGUUCUGACUCAGAUUCAGAUAUAAAUCCGAACAGACGAGCGGUUCGUCCUCGUGGUUGUCAGACGUCAGACGAUCUUUGACCGUCAGAAUCGAAUCAGUUUGUUCUUGAGUCCAUCAGAACAUCUGGUCCGUGAGAGAUCUCGCUCACGGAUGAGACGGACGAUCAACCCAAAGACAUGAAUUCAAGUAAAAAAAUCCUGUGUUACUGUUUGUCGUCCUGCCUGAGCAGCUGGGUUCUCCUGCCUUGCUCGAGGGCACCUUGGUGGUAACGAGGGCGGCAGAGUCACAUGUGAUGAUGUUCACUUUAACACUGAUUCUACGUUAUGUGAGUUAUGUGAAGGUACUUUUUUAAGUUGUUGGAUCAGAAUUUAACCAACUGGAUUUGAAGUUUUUUGGUUCAGACGGAUGAUUUCAUGUUUGCAUGUUUCCGUAUGAAGUUUUGAGUUGUGAUCGAUUUAUUGAAUUAUUUGCCUCCACACUUUGAAUACAGUGUCACUUUACUUCCUGUGUGUUUGUUCUCAUCAUGUGAUCGUUGUGCUUCAGAACCAUCUGAAGCGGGUUCUGCCCUCCAUGUUGUGCCAUAAAUGUGAGAAUGUUCCUUUACUGUACAAACAUGCCGACAUGAUUUAAACUCGACAUCGCAGCUCAUCGUUUCUUCAAAGCUGCAGAGUUUAGAGAACAGCACAUCUGGAUCGGCUGGUCCAACUGAGCAGAAGUGUCAGAACAAGUUUGUGAUACAGGAAGUUUUUAUGUUGGAGCUGGUUCUGAUCCAGAGCAGCGAGCUUGUUUUAAUCACAGACGCUCAACAGAACAACGUAACUGAUGAAGGAGAUGAAACUUAAGAGUCACAGAGGAUAAAAUGAUUCCACUUCGUCUGUCUUCUGUGUGAUGGAGAGAUGAGGUCAGGAGGUUCUGGUGGUGACUUGGAGCGGUCCAGGUUUGAUUUAAAAUGAGUCUGUUAGCUCCGUCGUCACCCCAGAACCAGAAAGCAAAUGACGGACAGACUGAAACAGCGGCGAGUGUUUUGUGGAGCAACAAGCGUUUCAGGACAACUGCUGUCGGGCAAACAGGUUUUUUUGGACCGUUGGGGUUCAGGAACAGUGGGCCGUACCAGCUGCGCUACCUGUGUUUCACCUGCACACAUUUUCCUCUUUGCUAUGAUGCAUGAUGCGUUUUCUCUCAGCUCCUCUUAUAGUCCGACGAGAUGAAGUCAGAACCGCUCCACAUCUCAUGUAUUCUCCAUCAGAAAGUUCUGUAGAUAUAUUUAAUGAUAUUUUAGAGUUUGUAACUUCCUGGAAAAUCAUUAGACUGUUGAUGACUCAUCCUGCACUCGGGGGCGUGUCUGUUGAUUAUUUGUCAAAUCAGUGCUUUCUUUAUUUUGUAAAAAAGAAGUCAAGUCGCUCGGGACCUGAAAAUACCCCAAAUUACCUGGACCACCUGCAGACGUGGCGGACCCCGACACUAACAGGGACUGCUGCCUGAAGAGGUAAUCACCAGGACGACAUGUUGAUCGGAGCUUCCUCCGAGGCGCAGCAGGUUAAUGUGUUACAAACAGCGGUCUGGCCCUUUAAGUGUGUUUAGCACGUAGCAUUAGCUCUGGAGGUGAUGAGGUUCCUGCUGGCAGGUUCAUGAAUAUCAUCAGGAGAAACUGACCUGAGAACAGCGACUGUUCACCUCGUCUGUCCGUCAUCUGUACAUAUGUAAGAUGUAUAUUUUGUAUUUGAACGGUGUGACAGUGACUUUGUGUUCCUGCAGCCUGUCGAGUGUCUCACUGCUGAUGUUCUGAUUAUCUGAAUAUUUAUUGUCCAUCAUGAUCGAGCACGUUGGUCAGACGGACAGAAGACAGAAGUGGAUCCGUCUCAGUUACAGUCUGAACAGAUGAUGAUGUGUUUCCUCUGCUGCUGUGUUGUGUCAGUAAAACCAUACGAACA